This is a messenger RNA of Solanum lycopersicum (tomato), 3015 nucleotides long. RefSeq names its product PHD finger-containing protein 1-like. Lineage: Eukaryota; Viridiplantae; Streptophyta; Magnoliopsida; Solanales; Solanaceae. The record is from RefSeq and is a predicted model, not a curated record.
UGUUAAAGAACUCAUUUUUUUGUUUACAUUUUCAAUUUUUUCAAUGAAGAGGGGUUUUGAAGGCGAAAUCAUCAAUGGAUUGUUAUGGGUUUUAUGCAAAUGCGUAUAACUGUGUUGCUAUUUCUCUACUUUUUAAAAUUUUUGAUUUUUUGGUUUGUUUGUUUAUAGUUGUUUGAGAUAUGGCGAUGAUAGACUCUGAGUAUGUGUGUUCUGCUUCUGGAGUUUUAGAGUUUUAUGAUGUUUUUUAGGAACCCUUUUUGUUUUUUUUUGGUAAAUUUGUUUGUUUUGACUGUUCGAUUAGCAAAAAAAAAUCAUUUUUACACCCAUUUUUGAGAGUGAUGUGUUGCUCAUUUGUUUUUUUUUGUCCCUUCAUCUGUAACUUUUUGUAUUAACAUGAAAGUGGGAUGUAGGGUUUAAGAAACGGUGGGGAGCGAAGACGGAUUAAGGAUUUAAAGUUUAUGGGUUACUAGAUCAAGCUCGAGUUAAUGUAUAAUAAUAAUUGGUUUCAGAGUCAAACACUUAUAGAUAUAUAGUGAAUUUCUUAAUAUAGAUAGAGUAGGUUUAAGUAAAAGUUAUUGAGUUCUCGAGAACCCAUAGAUUCUCUUCUACAUCCGUCCCUGGUAGUAAGUGCUUUCGCCUCAAACUGCUUAUUUAAUGUUUUUAGAAGGUAAUGUUGUGGACUUAGGGCUUACUCUUUCGAAGAUACAUUUAAAAAGCUCCUUGCUAUGUUUUCCUCCUGAAACAUACACCCAAGUGUCCAAACACAUACCCUUGGGGAACCCAACAUCCAACAAUCGAGGCUUGUACGACUACUUUUGUGCAAGUUUUUAAUUAGCCUUGUGACCUUCAUCAUUGCUUAACUAACCUCCUUGACUCGAAAGUCCCUUUAUCGAUCUUAGUUACAAGUUUGAGAAGAUUGUAACUCAAAAUUGGAAUCCAGAUUUAUCUAUAUAUGUUGUUGCUAGAUGGUUUUCAUUUUUUAGUUCUAGAGUGAUGUCCGGGUUAGUUCAUCCUUCCAAACUUCUACGAGUACAUCUAAGAAAGAAAAAUCAACUUCAUAGAACUGUCAAUCUAAGGUCACAAGGAUUGGAUUCUUGUCUAGAGAUUUGACGGUGGAGAGCUAAUGAGUCAUGUUGUUGCAGUCAGAUUCUAUAGAAAUGAAAUUGUUUGUCUAACAUGUGGGGAUAAAGGAGAUGUCAAGCUUCUUGUAUACUGCUCACAAUGUCGUGAUUCUGCUGUACACCACUAUUGCCAAGAGAAAAUCACUGUUGAUGAUGACUAUGCCGAUUGGAUAUGUUGGGAUUGCGCUCCCAAAGUUGCUAAGGAUGAUCAGGUCAGAAAGAGUGAACGGAUAAGUGAGCGAUUAAACCGUGCUUUUGAUGUUCGAGCUGAAUGGAGAAGAAAGCUUUACCAUUGUAAAGUAAAAGCUCUAAGGUUAGAUGAGGCUAGACAUGACACAAGCGGAGAAGUUCAAUCACCUACAGCCCAUAGUCCUUUUCACGUUUUGCAAAAGGAGAAGCCUUCAUUCGUUGAUACUAAGAAACACAAAGACAUUGGAGAAGAGUGUGCAGAUGUAUGCUAUUCUGAACAGCAUAUUGAAAUAGUAAAAGCAGGGAUCACUCCACUAGUAGGUAAACGCCAGGAAGCUUAUUGUUCAACAUUGAACAACGAGGAAGGUGGAAUGAUAGAAAGAGCUCAAGUAAGAGGUGACUCUUCUGUGCAAGAUUCAAAGAGUGCUCAGUCACUUGGUGAAAUUGGAAAACAACAAGAGAUGAGAAAGUCAAGCAGGAAGUUUGUAGUUUGUGAUGAUGACGGUGAUUUUGAGGGAGAGGGUGGGGCAAUUGGUGGAACUUUUUCUUCUUCAUUCCCUGGUGAGCAAAAUUUUCCACUUGACACUUUGUAUGGUGAUCCUCAAGUGGAAUCUGUGAAUUGUUUGUCAGCGGAGCCAGUUAUUGAUCCCAUUUGGAGGGGAUGUUUAAUCUUCAAUACAGAGAGUCAAAGCAGUAUUAAUAUCUUAGCUCAUUUGUCAAACAAAGCCUGUGAAAAGGCGUGUAUAGCAGCAACUAGGCUUCCUGUGAAUCUUGAUGUAAAACUUGUGUCCAAGAAUGAUGUAUGGCCAAGGAGUUUCCAGAGGUUGCAACCAACAGACUGCAGUAUUGCUGUGUAUCUCUUUCCCGAGCUAGAAGAGGAUGAAAAUUCUUAUGAUGCUCUAUUGGAAGAUGUUAUUGAGAAUGAUCUUGCUAUGAGCGCCACAAUUGACGAUGUGGAGCUUUUGAUUUUUUCAUCUUGUGUUCUGCCACAGAAACAUUGGAGGCUUCGUAGAAAGUACUAUUUGUGGGGCGUGUUUAAACAUAAGCCAUCACGCUCAAGAAUACCAACUUGUAACAUUCUUGCACAAACUAGCAGCAUUCAGAAUGCAGCUACUAGUGAUCUCCCAAAUGAAGUCGAAGGUGCACAUACAGGUAGUUCUCAGCAGGACCAGAGUUUCCCAAGUCCCUUGAGCAUAGAGAAAGGCGUGGAUUCUGGCAGUCCUCUAGGUCGCUUCCCAAGUCCCUUGAGCAUCGUGAAAGGUGUGGAUUCUGGCAGUCCUCCGGGUCGCUUCCCAAGUCCCUUGAGCAUAGUGAAAGGUGUGGAUUCUGCCAGUCCUCCGGGUUGCUUCCCAAGUCCCUUGAGCUCCUGUUGUGACAUUACCUCUACAAAAGAUUCUCCUUGCCAUCAUGAGAACUGAGGCUUCUCAAUUAAGGGGUAGGCUUCUCGCCCCUCCAUUGGUGACGGGCAGUUAAAGAAGAUAGCUCAUAUUUUUUCGUGGUAAAAUAUUACUGAAAUAUCAUUGAAAAACUUAGUAUUUUGUUUGCAAACUUCUCAAAGUUGUUCAUUUUUUGUGUUUGCAUAAUUUAAACUUGCAUAUGAAAGUAUAUUCUUUAGAGACACAAGGCAUGUAAGGUCAUUAUUUUGGAAGUUGUAUUUCAUACACAAUGCUUAUAGGUUCUUGAAAUAAGAUAUGGCUAUUACUUA